Molecule: messenger RNA, 858 nt
Organism: Entrophospora sp. SA101
Lineage: Eukaryota; Fungi; Glomeromycota; Glomeromycetes; Entrophosporales; Entrophosporaceae
Source: the annotation of a GenBank genome assembly
AUGGCUUCACAAGGAAGACAAACAAUAAAUAGACUUAGUAGUAUGCUGCCCAAAGGUGGUGGUAAAGGACUAUUUACAGGAACAGGUGCAGUUUUAGCUUUAGGAACUCUUGGGUUUGGUAUAAAUGCUAGUUUGUUUAAUGCAAUAAAAUAUACUAGGAUUUCUGGUGUUCAAAGAAAAAUUUAUAAUGAAGGCACACAUAUUAUGAUACCAUGGUUCGAAACACCAAUUAUUUAUGAUGUUAGAGCUAAACCAAGAAGUAUUGCUUCUUUAACCGGAACAAAAGAUCUCCAAAUGGUAAAUAUCACAUGUCGUGUUCUAUCAAAACCAAAAGUUGAAGAACUAUCAACAAUAUAUAGAACCCUUGGAGUUGAUUAUGAUGAACGUGUUUUACCUUCUAUUGUAAAUGAAGUUCUCAAAUCAGUUGUUGCUCAAUUCAAUGUCUCACAAUUAAUUACUCAGCGUGAAAAAGUAUCAAGAUUGGUGAGAGAAAAUUUAAUACGUCGUGCAGAAAAAUUUAAUAUCAUUUUGGAUGAUGUGUCCAUCACUCAUGUUGCGUUCUCGCCGGAAUUUACUCAAUCAGUCGAGGCCAAACAAAUUGCUCAACAGGAAGCACAACGUGCAUUUUUUAUAGUGGAACGAGCAAAACAAGAAAAACAAUCAAUCAUUAUUAAGGCUGAAGGUGAAGCUAAAUCUGCUGAAUUGAUUGGUGAGGCUAUCAAGAACAAACCUGGAUUUAUUGAAUUAAGAAAAAUUGAGACAGCUAGGGACAUUGCUUCUACUUUAUCACGUUCUCAAAAUCGUGUACUAUUGGAUUCUGAUACUUUAUUAUUAAAUGUUUCUGAUCCUGCAAGGUGA